Echinostoma caproni is the source of this 213-nucleotide messenger RNA. NCBI's taxonomy places the organism in Eukaryota, Metazoa, Platyhelminthes, Trematoda, Plagiorchiida, Echinostomatidae. The record is from the annotation of a GenBank genome assembly.
AUGUUCCCAUACUUUUUGAUCCGACUCGUCUACAGCAGUCUUACUGAAGUUUGUGCGUCGAGACUAGAAGACGUGGCUAAAACAUUGAAAGUUUUGGAUCACGGAAUGUGGGUCAAGGCUGAAGGAUUGUGGGGUUUGGCUAAAGCACUUCGGGUUUCGGCCAAAAUAAUGUGGGCCCAGCCUAGAGGACUACGUCUUUUGGCUAAAGCUUAA